This is a messenger RNA of Dromaius novaehollandiae (emu), 4173 nucleotides long. It is a transcript of the gene ASB5, whose product is annotated as ankyrin repeat and SOCS box containing 5. NCBI's taxonomy places the organism in Eukaryota, Metazoa, Chordata, Aves, Casuariiformes, Dromaiidae. The record is from RefSeq and is a predicted model, not a curated record. Gene Ontology annotation, biological process: positive regulation of protein catabolic process; intracellular signal transduction; protein ubiquitination. Gene Ontology annotation, molecular function: protein binding. The transcript has 8 exons. Bases 2704 to 3693 code for a protein of 329 amino acids.
GAUUCUCUAUAAUGUUUAAACAAAUGCAUUCCCUCAGAGCACCUGAGAUGUUUCUAUUCCUCUGCCUGGCGUCUUGCCUCAUGAAAUUAUCUUUUAUUAUCUUUGUUAUUAGCAAAAAGUCUCAAAAAUUAAGAGCAGAAUGACUGCCUUAACUUCUUGUGUAUUUUUAGCCACAUCUCCUAUCUGUGAAGUGAGACAUGCAGGUAAAGUGCCAUACAAAUAAUUCCUUACACCUUUUUGCUUAUCUUUUCUCUUUAAAAAGACAUUUUGACUUUCAGAUGUUUAGGUAUUGCUCAAAAAUACUGAAGUAAACGAUUAAGACUUUUUGUUACAAACUUUGUGCUAUGAGGGCAACUACUCUUCUACAGCCUACAUUAACCUAAUUUAAGGAUUCUACUGUUGAAGAUUUAAUUAUAAGUAAGUACAUUUUCCAGAACUGAAGAAAGUGUUUGGUAUUGAGAAAUCAUAUUUCUAAGGAUUUUACAGUCUUUAGAAUUCAAAGAUGCCUUCAAAGACCAAAUAUUACAUCAGUUGUGUUAUUUUUCUUUUAAUCUUUCCGUACUGAAAAUUAAGCACACUACAAUCUUCUGAAGUGCUGAGGAAAUUCCCAAAAUAAAAUAAGAGGUCGUUAAUGUGAUUAUAUGAUUAAUCAUUAUAAGACAGAGCAAUCAUGCAUUUUUUCCUAAAAUUUACUUGCUUACGUUGUGGGUAAAUUACACUAAAAUUCACAGACACUUCAAGUUAGCAUAAACAGGUACCACUGCAGGAAUACUUCCUUUCUGCUGUUGGCCACUUAUUAGAAGCUACAUAUUAAUGCAUUUAAGAGCAAGUUACUUUGAUUUUCUAUUUAUCUGAGGACUGCCAUAUGAAAUAAACUACUUUAAUUGUCAUUAUAAAUGACAAUAUUGUUAUUUUGAACAUACUUCUAGAAAUGAUAUCACAACAAGCUUUUUUAAGAGAUAAGUUAAGACUGUAAAACCUAGCAUUUGAAGUUUGCAAGCAAUUUUGAAAUUAAAAUAGUUAAUUGCCAGAAAUGGAGAAAGCAUACAAGAGAAAUGACUAUUUGAUUCUUGUUUUAAUUUCCUGGGAGUAGGCUAGUAUGCUAAGCUGGAAUGUACCUUGACUAGCACAGUUUUAUUCCUAUGUUCUUAAAACAAACAAAGCAAAACAGAAGCCCUAACAUUGUUUGUCUGUGGUAUAGCUUGGUCCUGUUUUUCCUAUGCAUGAGGAUAAACCCUUAAAUGUUAUACUAUUUUUAUACACUAUCCCUUUUGCAGCCAUUAAAUGAAUUCCAUAUUUCUUUUCAUAUAAGUCUGUUAUCCAAAUUUCCUAUUAAAAUAAAAUUUAUUAAAUAUCUAAUUAGUUUCAGUAUUAUUUUCAUGAUUUUUUUUUAACAGUGAUGUCAUCUUCAGAAUAUUCCUGUUGAGAUUUUUCCCAUGUGCAGAAAUGAGGUACAGAGAAAUUCCUUUUCCAAAUGUCAGAACUGUUCUGGAAAUGGGAAUAUUCAGAUUGCAUCUCUGGUAUUUUCAAGUGUUUUAACAUUUUUUUAGAUUGUUACAUAUUGGUGAUACAUCUCUAUUUGGAAGCUGUGAGUGCUCAGCACUGCUGCAGGUCAGCGUCGAGUUGCUUCACGUUGCUGGGCAAAUAGAAAUUUGGUACACUUAUAUGUCAGUAUUUACACUCUUGUGUAGCAUUGCAUUGAUUGUCAGCUGCUGUAUUUAUUUAUUUUUGCUUCUACUUUCUGAUUUCUGUUCCAACAUCUGUAGCUUUCUCUUCCUGUUCUCCCCAUCUGCAUGGGCCUGCUCUCAACUAUUUUGUGCUCAAGUCUCAGUAUUCACAUUGUUGCUUCUUCCAAAAUGCCAUAUGAUCAUUAGCAUCUAGACAGUUGUUCUGUUUUCAUGACUUGGGUGCCUAGUAGUGUGGGUUUGCCAGCACGCUAUAAUGGCCACUUCUGCUGAGCCUCAGUAGCCUUAGAUUAGGAUAAAUUCAAUUAAUCUGUGCAGUUGGAGCAUUUCCAGUUAAGCUGGCACACAAGACAGAGAUGGAGCUAGAAUACAGAAAUAUUAUUAGGAGAGUAAUUUUGCCAGCCUCUUAUGAACAUGUGUGAGCUGAAAUUCUCAAAACUCUUGAUUUCUUUCAUUUUUGUGUCGUUUAUAGCUAUGGAGGGAAAUGUAUGAGGGAGCAGAAGACAAGCUUCAGUACAGGGAUAACCCUCUUGCUCAGUUUUCAUGUUGUUUCUAGCAGUGGAAUGAUGACUUAACAAAAUAUUACGUGUAUCCUCAGCCUUUUUUUAGAAAAGGGUUUUUAUUUUGUUGUUACUUUACAGAAAAAUUCAACUUGAAGAAGACACCUAACAAUUGAUAAACUUCUGCCCAACUGCAGUCAUAAGAAAGAAACAGUAUUGUAAUGAAAAGAUUAACUUUGCUGCUAUUAACUCCAUCUAUUAUUUAUAGUAAUUGUUAUUUGAAUUUUGCCUCUACAAAGAGAGACCGUUCUGUUAAUUAACAAAAAGUGGGAGAAGUCCAGGUGAUGAAGAGCACUUACUGGAUGAUGCCAUAUGGAGUAAAGUAAAAAACACUAUAAAGAGGUAAAAGUGAUUCUAUCAGGACCAGUUGUUCCCAAGAGUGCGUGGCUGGAGCCAUAUGAUCUUAUCAACACAUUUGAGAGCCCUACCCAAACACUGAGAGAGAUUUUGCCGCAGCAAUGACUGUCAUAGAAGAAAAUCGCCCUUUUGCUCAGCAACUCUCUAAUGUCUACUUUACUAUACUUUCCCUUUUUUGUUUUAAACUUUUUGUGAAGAUCAGCCUUGCUAUACUUAGUCAUUUCUACAUUGUGAAAGGGAACCGUAAGGAAGCAGCAAGAAUAGCUGCUGAAUUUUAUGGAGUUCCUCAAGGACAAGGUUCUUGGGCAGAUCGCUCACCUCUGCAUGAGGCAGCCAGUCAAGGACGUCUUCUUUCUCUAAAGACUUUAUUGUCACAGGGCUACAAUGUAGACACACUAACAAUUGACCAAGUCACUCCACUUCAUGAAGCAUGCCUGGGAGACCAUGUUGGCUGUGCAAGAAUUCUUCUUGAAGCAGGAGCAAACGUAAACGCUACAACAAUUGAUGGAGUGACACCUUUAUUUAAUGCAUGUUCAAGAGGCAGUGCAUCAUGUGCUGAGCUCUUGUUAGAGUAUGGUGCCAAAGCUCAGUGGGAGUCCUGUCUUCCUUCACCAACUCAUGAAGCAGCCAGUAGAGGUCACAGUGAAUGUUUGGAGGUACUGAUAUCCUGGGGUAUAGAUGUGGACCAAGAUCUUCCCCAUUUAGGAACACCUCUGUAUGUAGCAUGUGUUUCACAGCAGAUCCAUUGCAUUCGAAAGCUUCUCUACGCAGGUGCCAAUGUGCAGAAAGGAAAGCAUUUGGAAACUCCACUACAUGCUGCUGCCCAGCAAUCUAGUACAGAGAUCGUAAACUUACUCCUUGAAUUUGGGGCAGACAUAAAUGCCAAAAAUACAGAUUUUGAGCGGCCUGUAGAUUUAGCUGCCCCAAGCAGUUUAGUGGAGAGACUGUUGCUCCUCCAUGAAGCUACACCAUCUUCUCUUUGCCAGCUCUGCCGACUACGUAUCCGAAAUUACAUAGGAAGAGCUAGACUGCAUCUUGUCCCGCAACUCCAGUUGCCAACAAUAGUGAAGAAUUUCUUACAGUAUCGAUAACAUAGUAAUUAACCUUUAGAAACUUGAAUAACAAGUACUUUUUCUUCUUUCUGUAUAUUUUACAUUUUACCGAAAAGAAAAAAAUAACCUGCUGGGCGGAAAAAAGCCUUUUGCAUAUUACUUUAAAAAGUCUUUGAUACCCAGUAUUGGGAUGUAAUAAUAAUUGGGAGCCAUUCAGCAACUGGUACCAAGGUGCUAAUAAGGCUGAAUUGAAUGAAGUGUGUUAAUGCUCUGGGAAAUGAUUGUAUAGCUUUAGCUUAACACUUACUAAUUAGCUUUAGUGCUGUUAAUUUUAAUUGUAUUUAUACUUCCUAAUCUGUUUGACACAACCGAACCGCAAAGUUUCUUCAUUAUUAUUUGUUAAGUUGUCCAUUUAGAGUCAUUAUUUUAUGUGUUUUUAAAUUUCUAUUAUUUGUGUACCUAAAAAUACUUGGUGAUAGGUGCAUUAUAUACAUUGAUAAAAUAAAAUAAAUAAAUGUC